This is a messenger RNA of Helianthus annuus (common sunflower), 4417 nucleotides long. RefSeq names its product putative pentatricopeptide repeat-containing protein At5g52630. Lineage: Eukaryota; Viridiplantae; Streptophyta; Magnoliopsida; Asterales; Asteraceae. The transcript is spliced from 6 exons. The coding region runs from base 101 to 1795 and encodes 564 amino acids. The record is from RefSeq and is a predicted model, not a curated record. Gene Ontology annotation, biological process: RNA modification. Gene Ontology annotation, molecular function: protein binding; RNA binding; zinc ion binding.
UGGUAAAGAGACGAUUCAACAUCCAAAAUUCUGUUUUGAAAAACUUGACUGAAAACCAAUAUUCUUCCGGAACUUCUCAGCUAUCUGCAGACCGGAAAAAAUGGAACCAGACCCCCGCCGGAUACAUGCUCAGGUCAUCAAAUCCGCCACCGCCGGCGUCUCCGACUACCGUUUCCACCUCAACAAUCUCCUAAACCUGUACUUCAAAUCCCACCUCAUUCCGGAUGCUACUCGUCUCUUCCAACAAAUCCCAUCACCCAACGUCGUCUCCUGGACCUCCCUCAUCUCCGGCCACUCCACGACCCAUUCCGCCCUCACCCAUUUCGUCUCCAUGCUCCGCCACCCCGUUUGCCCCAACCAACGCACGUUAGCCAUUCUUUUCAAAACCUGCGCCUCUCUCAAUUCUUUAUCAUUCGGUCUCCAGCUUCAUGCCCUUUCGAUCAAACUCUCCCUUUGUGAUAAACCCUUUUCAGCCUCUGCCCUCAUUCACUUUUACUCAAAAACUCAGCUUCCUUACAAUGCCCGGAAGGUGUUCGACGAAAUGCCUGAACGAGACUCGGUUUGUUUUUCGUCGGUUAUUGUUGGGCUGGCGCAGAAUGGUAAGUCUGUUGAUGCUUUAUCUUACUUUUCUGAGAUGAGGGCUUGUGGGUUUGGGUCUACGGGUUAUAGCGUGUCGGCUGCGUUGCGUGCGUCGGCUGAACUAGCUGGUUUGGAGCAAUGUAGGAUGGUUCAUGCACAUUCGAUUGUUAACGGGCUUGAUUUGAAUGUGAUAGUGGGGACGGCGCUCGUGGACGGGUAUGGGAAAUGCGGGAUGGUGGAUGAGGCGCGUUUGGUGUUUGAUGAGCUUGUGUCGGUUAUGAAUGUUAUAGGGUGGAAUGCUAUGAUGUCUGGAUAUGCGCAACAAGGGGACAACGAUUCGGUUUUGGAGCUCUUUAGAAUGAUGGAGUUUAAAGGUCUUGUGCCUGAUGAAUAUAGUUUUUUAUCGGUCAUGACGGCGUUUUGCAACAAGGGUUUAGUUGACGAGACCGAACAUUGGUUUAAUAAGAUGAAAGUGGAGUACAAACUAGAGCCGUGGAUUGAGCAUUACACGUGUUUGGUUGGUGCGAUGGGUAGAGCUGGGAGGUUAGAAGAAGCGAAAAACAUUGCUUUGACGAUGCCGAAUCAUAAAGCUGACGCUGCAAUGUGGAGGUCUUUGCUAACGGUCAGUGCACAUCAUGGUAACGUUGAAAUGGUCAAAGAAAUGAGUCAAAGGUUACAAGAACUUGACCCGCAAGACGAUUCGGCUUACGUGAUUGCCGCAAAUGCGUUUUCCGGUGCCGGAAGGUUAAACGAAGUGCAAGAAGUUAGAAAAUUGAUGAGAGAAAGGAGGGUAAAAAAGGAAGGUGGGUUGAGUUGGAUCGAGGUUUGUGGGCAAGUUCACGUCUUUUUAGCAGGAGACCGCCGACAUGAACUAACGGAACAAAUCUACGCAAAGUUAGCCGAACUAAUGGAGAAAAUACUCGAAUUAGGGUACGUGCCGGUUCACAAUGAAAUGCUGCAUGAAGUAGGGAAAGAGGAUAAGAUAGAAGCACUUUGGUAUCACAGUGAGAAAUUAGCGCUAGCGUUUGGGUUGGUUGCUGACGUGGCACCACGAGGAAAGGCGUUGAGGAUUGUGAAGAAUUUAAGGAUUUGUAGGGAUUGUCAUGAGGCGUUUAAGUAUAUUAGCAGAGUGGUGGAGAGGGAGAUUGUAGUGAGGGAUGUUAAUAGAUACCAUAGGUUUUUGGAUGGUGGUUGUAAUUGUGGAGAUUAUUGGUGAUUCACGCACGAAAGAAAGUGUUCUAGUUGGCGUCACUCACAGCUCACACCCGUGUGUGUUUGAUCUUCAGGAGAUUAUCGGCUUUCAUCUUGCGUGAUUUGAGAAGAUAUCAUUGUUUGUGUAAUUUACUCUUUAAGUUUAUUUACAAGCUAAAAAAUUUCUUUUCCUAAACUUCAUAUUUAAAUGGGACAUCGCAUUCCACGUGACUACACAAAAAUGUCAAAUAAGAGCAAGAUGAAAUAUUUCAAGCAGUUGAAAGUGGUAUCCUUAUGGAAUCUUGGUUUGUGCACACGGGUCAGGCUGAAAAGGUUGGUGAGUUGAAGAAAGAUGGGAACUUUUGAUGAUCUCGUGGAGGUAUUUCACAUUGCUUAUGAAAAUUCCUUAUCGGGUUUGAAGAAGCAGUUUGAAGUUACUUAAUAUGAAGAUGAACAUAUCUAAUAAGCGAUGCCAAACACCUAGUCAAGGUGACCCUUGGGAUUAUAUAAAGUUAAAAGAUGUUUGAUUGUGUCUUUAUUUUCUAGUCUUAAAAGUCGUUUGUUGGGAUAAGGUCUUUCGGAUUUGUUUAUACCAAAUUCAACAAGAACGAUGUGUACCGUGUACGAACAAAAAAUGUCUUUAAAAGUUUCGAGAAAAUGAUUCGAUUAUAUAUAAAGAUGAGGUUAUUUGUUAUCUUACAAUGUUUUGACAUAAACUUAAUUUGGUAUUGUAAUUGAGGCGUUGCAAUAAGAUUCUUAUGGACCAGUGCAAAUGACAUAAAGAAGAUACAUUGGAUUCUAAGUUAAAGGUGGCAUGGGCAUUGGAAAAUUGGGAUUCAGCAGUGGACCAAAGCGGAGAAAGCUGCCGAGGGAAUAAUUUCAAAUUCUCAGCCAACGAUUGUUGCUGAGAGGAUAAGAGAUGCGGCAUUUAUCUAUCUGCAGAAGUCGCUCAAGAAUAAAUUUUAUCGUGAGUUGCAGUACAAGCGUGGGUUCUACAAUAAAUCAAAUGUUGUGAUACCUACAUGCUUUAUAGACGUCCCCGCUGCUCACACUGUUCUAUCUGCAACCCGCAAUACCUGCUCAUUUUACUACAUCCAACUAAACAUCUUAUACGUUCUGUUUCCGUCUUAUUUUUGCAGACUACAUAUAAGAGUGUCGUAUACAAGUACGACAUGCAAGCCAGUCCCUACAACAAAGGAGCCCUACAGAAUUUUAGGGAGAUGUUUUACACUAGAAUCCCUGCAUCACUUGUGCAAUAGGUACUUGUAAUUCUUGCUUUAUUUGUUUUGUGUGCAUAGAUAAGCUGUACGUUUGCUUGUAUGGAUUGUACACUAAAGCUUCUUUUGGAAGCUUUAUAUUUCUAGAAGAGAGACACGAGAGAUAGAGAGGAAGAGAGACACGAGAGAUAGAGAUGUAGAUUCGUUUGAGAGAGAAGGAUUUCAACGGAUCCGUUCGUCGAUCUCUAGGGUUCAAACCCUCAGCCGCCGGCGCCAGAAAUGACGACGGUGCAAGUGGUUCGUUCGGUGGAUUUGUCGAAAAGAUUGGUUCGAGCAUUCGCAAAUCGAAAAUUUUCUCGAAGGCGUCUGUUCAGGCACUACCUCCUCCGAAAGUGGUGGGGAAGAUGAGGAAAGAAGAGGCCGGAUCGCAGAUCCGAUGGCGGAAAGGGGAAAUAAUUGGUGCGGAGCUUUCGGUCGGGUUUAUAUGGGGAUGAAUUUAGAUUCAGGGGAGCUGCUGGCGGUUAAACAGGUUUCUGUUGUUGUAAAUGCGGCUUCGAAAGACAAAACACAGGAGUUUGAAUGCACGUUAAAAUUUCUCUCAUAGAAGACUUUCUUGCAUAGAUGGGAUAUACAAUUUCUCUCAUAGAACACUUUCUUGCAUAGAUGAAAUAUACCGCGGAGAUAUAGUUGAAAACGCGUAUGACGCGGGUGCGAUGGGGGUGUUAAUAUACUCCGAUCGGAAGGAUUACGGUGGGGGCGGGGGCGGUACGAAGUGGUUUCCGGAUGACACGUGGUUGCCGCCGAGUGGUGUUCAGGUCGGGUCGGUUCUUAACGGGGCAGGUGACCCGACAACACCGUGCUGGCCGAGUAGUAUGGAAGGGUGUGAGAGGUUGUCUGAGGAUGAGGUGGAACGGGCCGGUGACGUCCCGUUGAUUCCGUCGUUGCCGAUCUCCGGUGCCGACGGUGAGGAGAUUCUGAGGUGGAUUGGUGGGGUGGUGGCUGAGGAUGAGUGGCAGGGGGAUGAAGAUGCUCCGGUUUAUAGGAUCGGGCGGGUCCUGGGGUUGCAGAACUCAGUUAUAAGAUUCGUUAUCUUAGGUAAUCACCGGGAUGCUUGGACAUUUGGAGCUGUUGAUCCCAACAGCGGCACUGCUGCCCUGCUUGAGGCUCACAUCCGCGAGUUGGAAGAAAAGGUGAAGAUACAUUUUGGAUUCAGAUGUGGAAAAACAAACCUUUGGACAAAAGUUGCAAAACUGGCCAAACCUCUCCUCAGGGACGUAAAUGUCAUUUUACUCUUUCUUUUAUUUGUAUUUGACAAUGUUUAAAAAUUUGGUAUGUGGUGGUUUUGUGUAUUUAUUCGCUAAUAUAAAUAGUACAAACACAUACAUAUGCUCUUUACACGUGUCUUAUUAUAGUAGCGGAGAUUAAAUGCU